AUGGCAGGUCCCGGGGGACCUAGAACUGGUGGUCCAUCACGACAUGAUGUUCAUCCCGCUAUGCGGAUGGCCCAGCAACAGGCAGCCGAGACGCAAUCCAGUGGACGUGGAUCGUUCACAUGGAUGUUGCCUCUUUAUACCGUAGGAGUGGUGAUAUUCCUUCUGUAUACCCUGUUUAAGACAAAAGGCAAGAAGAAAAGACGAUACUCGCUAUGGUUCCUUCAGACGAGAGCUCAGAUGACGACGACGUGUACAACAGCCGACUCAAAAAGAAAAUCGGUCCGUUACAGUAAACGAAAACUACGCAGUCUCCAAGAACGACUGCAACAAACCGAAGAAGCGAUGAGUAAAAUUCUUGAGCAACUGGAAGCUGUACAAGCAGCUGGAGCCCUUGCUGAGGGUGAACUGUCGUGUCAAUCGAAAGUAAAAGAUGGGGAGAAACCAGAAGCUGCAGUCGAAGUGAACUCGAAAAAUGAGCAAUACAUCAACGACUUAGAAAAAGCCUUGAGAGACUUCAAGGAAAAAAGAACGAAGAAGUCUGAAGAGGACGACAGUGGUGCUUCGGAAGAGGAAUCACCGAAGGAGAACCAAAGCAAACAAAAAGUUGAUCUCGCUGAGGAGGAAACGGCACCCGUCGAGUCUUCCAUUGAAUCAAAGGAGACGACGAAGUCAGCAAAGCAGCUACGACGACGACCAAAGAAGGAC
Molecule: messenger RNA, 705 nt
Organism: Ostertagia ostertagi
Lineage: Eukaryota; Metazoa; Nematoda; Chromadorea; Rhabditida; Trichostrongylidae
Source: the annotation of a GenBank genome assembly